UGUCACUGCCCCCAUCCCCACCUCCAUCGACUCGUUGCUUUCCGGUCGCGGUCUGCGCAGUCAAGGCUAUUAUUUCUCUUCCUUACCAGAUCCAGGUCAUCGGGUUCUUACGAUACCUGGAUUAACUUGCAGCUUUCACAAUCGCAUCUCAAAUUGGGUUUGAGAACCAUAAUUCCACACAUUACUGCAUCUUCUCAGCAAGGUCCUUGGUCGACUGGUACAUCAAGUUAGACGAAAAAUAUGUCUGGAAUGUUUGGAGGGGGGACGACCAACUCAUAUGAUGAUAUAGUAGCGAAAACGACCGAUGAGAAUCUUACAACAGAAAAUUGGGAACUCAUACUCAACCUGUGUGACAAAGUGGCAGAUGAAGGGGCAGAAGGGGCACAUAAUGUCAUCGCGGCGACAUUGAAACGGCUCGCACACCGUAACCCGAACGUACAACUCUACACCUUAUCUCUCGUUGAGGCACUGUCCAAAAAUUGUGGUCUCGAGGUCCACAAGGAAAUUGCGUCCAGAGCAUUCACGCAGGGUCUGGAAAAGCUGGUCACGGAUAGGAACACUCAUGAGAAAGUUAGUCGGAAAACACUCGAACUGAUCACAAUGUGGACCGCCGAGUUCGAGAACGAUCCACAGUUGGGUGUGAUGGAAGACUGUUUUAACAAUUUGAAGGCCAAAAACUACAAAUACGAACCUCCCAACGAAGUGCCUCCGCCAGCGGUAGACGACGAAAUCCGACGGAAAGAAGAAGAAGAGCUCCAACGUGUUCUUGAGAUGAGCAUGACGGACAAAGGCGGUCGAGGUCAAUGGGACAUUUACGGACCUUCUGGGAGCAGUAGCGGUGGCGGAUCAGGUGUCGGAAGCUCUAGCAACCUUGCUUCUGGCAGUGGUGCAGGUACAGGUGCAGGUUCUUCGUCAACAGCGCCGUAUAGCGGAUAUGGAGGCGGUUCCGGACCUGGUUAUGUACCAGCUCCAGAGAGGAAGUCAUCCUUACCUACUCCUGCGGGUUAUACUUCGACAAGUGGUUCAUCUUCAUCGCAUGGACAUGGCAGUGUUGGUGCUGCAACCACCGCCACCGCUACCUCUGCUACCACUCGCCGUGCUUCAACCCCGAUGGUGUCGGAAAAUCCUAUCGUGACACGUGUGAGGGCCUUACACACGUUUGAGCCUUCAGAGGCAGGAGAGUUAGGUUUCCAGAAGGGAGAUAUCAUCAAGGUUGUCGAUCGUGGGUAUAAGGACUGGUGGAGAGGUCAGCUCAAAGGACGGACAGGUAUAUUCCCUGUCAACUACGUGGAACCGAUGCCCGAACCUACAGCCUCCGAGCUUGCUCGGGAGGCUGAACAAGAAGCCGCUGUGUUUGCUCAGGCCGUCAACGUUGAGAAGUUGCUAAACAUGUUGAAGGCGUUGGAUCCUCAGCACGAUAAUCUAGCCGAUAACGAGGAAAUACAAGAAUUGUACAGAUCAAGUAUGGCGUUGAGACCCAAGAUCGUGAAGCUCAUCGACAAGUACAGCCAGAAACGGGCCGAUUUGGUAUCGAUGAACGAAACGUUCGUCCGAGCAAGGACAAUUUUCGACCAAAUGAUGGAAGAGAGUUUGGCUCGACACACUGGUGGUUACGAUCCUGCCUACCGACCACCGACUGCUGGACCUUAUAUUGACCCUCGUUCACAUCCCGACUAUGGUACCUCUCCUACUCCUGCGCCAGCUGGAUACGGACCUGGACCUGGAUCUGCGGGUCCUUGGGGUGCUCCUCAAGGUUACCCUCAUUUUCCUCAGGCUCAAACGCCCGGCGUAGCCCCUCCUAGUGCUUAUCCGGGUGGUGGUGGUGGUGCUCCAAAUUUUGUGCAACAACAACAGCAACAGCAACAACAGCCAUACGGUCAACCAGCGGUGCAGUACGGCCCUCAACCUUACGGUGUUCAGCAAUCGGGACCUGUCUCUGGUGCUCAGCAUGGUCAACCUGAGCCGCAGGUCCAACAGCAGAUUCAGCAACAGCAACAGGUACAGCAACAACAGCAACAACCACAACCUCAACAACAACCUCAGCAGCAGCCAGCUGAUACCAACGCUGGACCUCCAUAUGUUUACGAUCCGAACGGUAUAUAUGCAGAUCCUAAUGUACAGGCGUGGGCACAAUACUACGCUCAAGGUGGAAAAGAUCCUACCGGGUCUGUUUACUUUUUGAGCGUACCAGGUAUUAAAGAAGGCCCCCAAUCACAGCAGCCGCAGCCUGUAGCUGCUCAAUCUCACCAGAACGGGAUGGUAGUAACUGGAGGAUCUGGGGGAGCUGGCGUUGAUCAAGAUCAUGGGCAGGGGCACCAACAAGCACAUCAGAUUUAUCAACAGCAAUCCAUGGGAAUGUCGCCUACAUCGAGCACGUUUAAUCCACAGCACCAACAGCAGCAGGCUUCAGGUUCGGUUGAGAGUCUUCCUUAUCCAGGGCCUGCUUCGUCAACUAGAUCGGAUAGUCUCCCUUAUCCAGGGCCUGUUUCGUCGGUUAGAUCGGAUAGUCUCCCCUAUCCAGGACCUGUUUCGUCGGCUAGACUCGAUAGUCUGCCUUACCCAGGACCAGUGUCAGACAGAUCCGACAGUCUUCCGUAUCCAGGACCUGCUUCGCCCCCGCAUAAUGCUAGUACGUCGUCGCUUGGGACCUAUGGCACAACUCCGUACGGCGCUCCAAUCCCUGGUGCCCAGCCUCCCCAAUCCGUUCUUCCGGCUUAUCAACAAACUGUGGAUCACAGAAGUUCAACGGGUUCGUUAACCACUGUUGGUGGUCCGGGAGGUCCAGGUCCAGCCGAUCCCAUCGGUGCUGGUGGUGGAGUCUUCGAUCCAGCCGCUUCCGCAACGUCGGCUGUAUCUCAUUCACCUUCUUCACCUUCCUUGGCCUCUUCAACGCCGUCAUGGGUUCUACCGAAAGUGGAACCGUCGUCUAGGUUUGGUGGUAGUGGUGGUGGAGGCGGCUUUUCCGGUUUACAGUCGCAGAUGAGUGGGUUGAAUCUUGGGCCGAGUGGUGGACAUGGUCAGACUUCUCAAACACCGGGAACAGUUGCUUGAAAUGGAAAAAUACAAGCGGGGAGCGGCACCAUUUACGAUACUUCUUACAUUGACAAGUUGUUCAGUGUUUUCCUUCUACACAUGUACAACAAGACGACCUAUCUAUUUUCGAAUCAUAUUAUUUAUUUUCAUCAC
This is a messenger RNA of Marasmius oreades (fairy-ring Marasmius), 3186 nucleotides long. RefSeq lists its product as uncharacterized. Gene Ontology annotation, biological process: protein transport to vacuole involved in ubiquitin-dependent protein catabolic process via the multivesicular body sorting pathway. Gene Ontology annotation, cellular component: ESCRT-0 complex. Gene Ontology annotation, molecular function: ubiquitin binding; phosphatidylinositol binding. Lineage: Eukaryota; Fungi; Basidiomycota; Agaricomycetes; Agaricales; Marasmiaceae. Bases 241 to 3051 code for a protein of 936 amino acids. The transcript is spliced from 10 exons. The record is from RefSeq and is a predicted model, not a curated record.